CAUAUCAUAAUCGCUUUUUAAUCAUUGAAUAGCUUGUUUAGCUCACAGAAAAACUUUUAAAGAGACACAACAACAUAAACAAAAUGGCGCUUCUCAGUACAGUUAAAGAAUCAAAUAUCGACAGCUUGUUUGAUCGGUACAGUCGCGUGUUUAUGACUCUUGUGUUGAUAUUAAGUGGUUUAAUAAUGAUUGUGGAGUUUUAUGCACAUGGCAUGUCGUGUAUGAUUACAAACGGGCACCCAAGCUUACACCUUCAAAUCCAUAACUGGUGCUGGUCAAACGGGUUGUUUAUCUAUAAAGAACUUGUUCAAUUUCCGAACAGCAGCUUUUAUCAUGGAUUACCUGAGAAUCUAUACGAAACAGGAAUGAUUGAAAAUACGACAAGUACCUGUAUUUUGUAUGGAUGGCGCAAAAACAAAGUGGAAGGUUGUAAAGCCAUGACUCGGGAGUACUUUAGGCAAUACCAGUGGCUUCCCUUCUAUUUUGUCUUCCUGGCAUUCUUGUAUUACGCGCCAUACUCAAUGUUUAAGUUUGUAAAUACAGAUUUGCUUAGCUUACGAACCAAUGUGGAGAAGCGUGUUGGGAAACAAAUUACAGAUGCAUAUUUUAAUUACGAGGUUAAUCCCAAAUUUGAAUUAAGGAUUCGGACUGCAUUGGGAAUAUCCGUGAAAGUUUUAUACAUCGUAGUCAACGUUUUUGCUUUUCGGUACACGGCAUCUUUGUUGAAUGGGGAUUACGCAGAAUAUGGUCAUGGAAAAGAUGUUCGUGAGAUAAAUGGAACAAAGGUUACUGUGGAGGGGGUGAGAUAUCCAGGGGAAUAUAUUCUUCCGUCCAGAGGAUUGUGCGACGUCCCAACUUUAAAUACUAUCAGGCACCGACACGAUUUAGGUAAUGUAUUUUGUCACGUUGAAGCUGUUACUCUUUACCAACACAUUCUUCAUGUUCUGUGGCACUUGUUUAUAUUUGGAAUAACAAUUUCGGUUGUCGGCUUAGUAGCUCAUAUGGUGAAUAUAUUUUUCGGUUAUUGUUAUUAUGAGAGAAGGCAUGGCCACAGGAGAGCGAUAACCUUCCGCGAAUGUGAAUAUCUGAUGUUGAUCAAGGAAAGAAAUAUGAUAUUGUAUAAUGAUGUGAUUCGGCAGUUAAAAGGUGAAAGUUAUGGCAAUCCAAAUACAGACAGCAUUGGCCUAGUUGAACAAUAAUUCACAAAUCUCAAAAAAAAAACAGAAGCACUUAAUAAGAUAGAAAGAGUUUCAUAUGAAACAUAAAACCUUUCGAACAAUGAAAGACGUCACGUUCUUUAGCAUUUUAUUAAAAGAAAUUGGUUGGUAGUAGAACUUGUGUAAUGUACGUAUAGUAUUGUUAGUUUGUCAUUUUUACUAUUUAAUGUCUUUAUUUAAUCAAUCACGGCGUCGGUGGAGGGCCGUGAUGUAUCUUCUUGCUAGAAUAAUGAAUUUUAUUUCUUUUU
Messenger RNA from Hydractinia symbiolongicarpus, 1465 nucleotides. RefSeq lists its product as uncharacterized. The coding region runs from base 84 to 1199 and encodes 371 amino acids. NCBI's taxonomy places the organism in Eukaryota, Metazoa, Cnidaria, Hydrozoa, Anthoathecata, Hydractiniidae. The record is from RefSeq and is a predicted model, not a curated record. The transcript has 2 exons.